Messenger RNA from Mercurialis annua (annual mercury), 1084 nucleotides. Its product is annotated as proteasome subunit alpha type-7. Gene Ontology annotation, cellular component: proteasome core complex, alpha-subunit complex; nucleus; proteasome core complex. The record is from RefSeq and is a predicted model, not a curated record. Gene Ontology annotation, biological process: ubiquitin-dependent protein catabolic process. The coding region runs from base 110 to 859 and encodes 249 amino acids. The transcript is spliced from 3 exons. NCBI's taxonomy places the organism in Eukaryota, Viridiplantae, Streptophyta, Magnoliopsida, Malpighiales, Euphorbiaceae.
AGUCGAAUUUCUCUACUGAUUCUAAAAGAAAAGCAAAACAAAAACCAGAUCGCCCACUCUACUAAAUACAAAACCUCUUUGAAAUUCAACUGAAUCAAUUAAGUAAAGAAUGGCUAGAUACGAUCGCGCAAUCACAGUGUUCUCCCCGGACGGACACUUAUUCCAAGUGGAAUACGCUCUCGAAGCCGUCCGUAAAGGAAACGCCGCCGUCGGUGUUCGCGGCACCGACGUCGUCGUUCUCGGCGUUGAAAAGAAAUCCACCGCUAAACUCCAAGACGCCAGAACGGUGAGGAAGAUUGUUUCUUUGGAUAAUCACGUGGCACUAGUGUGUGCUGGGUUGAAAGCAGAUGCGCGUGUUUUGAUCAACAGAGCUCGUAUUGAAUGUCAGAGCCAUAGGCUUACUGUUGAGGAUCCUGUGACUGUUGAAUAUAUAACACGUUUUAUUGCUGGGCUGCAACAGAAGUAUACACAAAGUGGUGGUGUGAGACCGUUUGGGCUUUCCACCUUGAUUGUUGGUUUUGAUCCAUACACUGGAGUCCCAUCUCUUUAUCAAACUGAUCCUUCGGGAGCAUUUUCAGCAUGGAAGGCGAAUGCUACCGGAAGGAACUCAAAUUCAAUGCGGGAGUUUCUUGAAAAGAACUAUAAAGAAACUUCUGGCCAAGAAACUGUGAAGUUAACAAUUCGUGCUUUGCUUGAAGUUGUCGAGAGUGGGGGCAAAAACAUAGAAAUAGCUGUGAUGACAAAGGAGCACGGACUGAGGCAGCUUGAAGAAGCGGAAAUUGAUGCCAUUGUCGCUGAUAUUGAAGCAGAGAAAGCAGCAGCUGAGGCUGCGAAGAAGGCACCUGCAAGAGAAUCCUAGAUAUACUGUACGAGUGAUUAGUUUCUCUGCUGCUUCAUUGCAUUGUUAUUUUUACUUUUAACUCGUUUAUUAAGCAAUGGCUUAUUUCAGGAUUUUAACCCUCUCUUGAGUAGUUUCCGUCUUGUCUUUUGGUUUAGUUAUUAGUAAAUUAUACUAAUACACUUGUCAUGUUAAAUUACUAUAUGUGGAAUUGGCUGCUCGAUGAUCUACUAGUUUUGUUGAUAA